AUGAAGUCGGCCUGCAGACCCCAGGGCCCUCCGGCGGGAGCGCGCGGCGCGGCCCCGUGCGCGGGCGCAGCGGAGCGCGGGCCCCCGUGCGCGGGGCCCGGGCGGCUGGAGAGCGCGGCGCGCAGGCGCCUGGCGGCCAACGCGCGCGAGCGGCGCCGCAUGCAGGGGCUGAACACGGCGUUCGACCGGCUGCGCCGGGUGGUGCCUCAGUGGGGCCAGGACAAGAAGCUGUCCAAGUACGAGACGCUGCAGAUGGCGCUCAGCUACAUCGUGGCGCUCACCCGCAUCCUAGCCGAAGCCGAGCGGGACUGGGUGGGGCUGCGCUGCGAGCAGCGGGGCCGUGAUCACCCCUACCUCCCAUUCCCGGGUGCCAGGCUCCAGGUUUCAUGAGUUGGACAUGGUGGAUGACUUUGGACUGCUGUGAAAAUAAGGCUCCGUCCCUUUUAGCCUAAGACACGAGAGUUGGGGUCUAACUGAGUUGGUAGGGGGCUUGUCUUGCAUGUAUAAAAGCCGUGGGUUCCAGCCCCAACUGCUGCAUAGACAGAAUACGGUGAUGUACGACCUGUAAUCCUAGAAUCAUUUAGGAGGUGGUGAAAUAUAUAUAUAUAUAUAUAUA
Molecule: messenger RNA, 616 nt
Organism: Mastomys coucha (southern multimammate mouse)
Lineage: Eukaryota; Metazoa; Chordata; Mammalia; Rodentia; Muridae
Gene: Atoh7
Product: atonal bHLH transcription factor 7
Exons: 2
Coding region: 1-390 (129 amino acids)
Molecular function (GO): protein dimerization activity
Source: RefSeq, a predicted model, not a curated record